Syngnathus typhle (broad-nosed pipefish) is the source of this 949-nucleotide messenger RNA. Its product is annotated as dysbindin-like. The coding region runs from base 201 to 746 and encodes 181 amino acids. The record is from RefSeq and is a predicted model, not a curated record. The transcript has 4 exons. Gene Ontology annotation, biological process: negative regulation of protein kinase activity. Gene Ontology annotation, cellular component: cytoplasm. NCBI's taxonomy places the organism in Eukaryota, Metazoa, Chordata, Actinopteri, Syngnathiformes, Syngnathidae.
AUUGGUCAGCUGAUUGACUUCACAAAGCGCCUAACUUGUUUCCUACCCCCAAGCAAGGGGCUCACAAACUACUAAGCAGGAAAAGGGAAAAGAUUGCACGGUGGCUGUCGGCAUCAAUUCCUCUGGGAUGCAGAGGCGACGGGAGAUGAUUGACAUCCUCUCACAGGGCUAAAACAAACAUCAGCAUCAUCAUCAAAAUCAUGAGCUCCUCAUCGGGAAGCCUUCAAAACAAACGCCUUCCUUCGGAGACAGAACGAGUCCAGAGGAUUCCAGAUAUGGACACAGCCCAUCAGAUUAGAGUAAGAGAGAGGCAGCGUUUCUUCGAGGAAGUCUUCCAACACGACGUGGACGUCUACCUGUCCUCUGCGCAUCUUUCUAUUCGAGACUACACCAGACCGCCUAUUGGUAGCAUCUCAUCGAUGGAAGUGAACGUGGACAUGCUGGAACAGAUGGAGCUGAUUGACAUCUCUGACCAGGAGGCUUUGGAUGUCUUCUUGAGCUCCGGGAAAGAAGACAAUGUAUUAACCUCCACGAUGUCAGCUAAUGGAAAUAAUAACCCAGAGGGAGACAUCACUAACGGACUCCUCCGACAUGUCCUUGAGGGUUUGGACUCCAAAUCCCGUGUGUCCUCCACAUCUUCCAAUUCUUCUUCUGAUAGCCAGAUUCACAAUGCCAAUCCAGGUGACACGUGUAGCAACACCGCCAACAGAAUAGCAGCACCGUCAGAGAAAGAUGAGAAUGCCUGACUCCAAGUAGCAAACAUUAGACCACUACCUGCAGCCAUAAGAACUUUAACUCUACCCCACAAAUGUCACUCCCCUUAACUUUUCAUUGUUUGAGGCUAGUUUAUGGGUGCACUCCACGGUAGGAUUUAUGGACUGAGCACGGACUGGUUUUACCCAAAAUGUUUCAUUGAACUUACUAUGGUGAUAAAAUGUGACCCAUACUU